AUGCCCGCCAAAGAACGAAGCUUAGCGGGAAAGAAAUGCUCGGAAAUCCGAGGGCAAUGUUCGGCUGGCGAUCACUCCUUCAAAAAGAAGAGAUUUUUACCUCAAGACACCAUGAAAUUCGGGUGCACUGCAAGUAUUCGUCUAUCAGAAGUUAUUACAUAUCCAAGUUACAAGAUCAGGGAUGACACAGAGAGACUUCGACGGGACAUGUCCAAAAAGCUAAAGACUGAUACCAACAGUGGACAAAAACCUCCAUAUGAACGUAGAAUCUAUAUCUACCUACCAAAGGAGGAUGAACACAAAGACCAUAUCACUGGCGAGGUUUGUUAAGCACCCGUCCGAUGAAUGGUCUUACAAGUAAACCUAAGAUCAUUUUUAUAAAUUUUUCUGUACUGAUAAAUGAGACAAUGGUGAAUUUUAAGCUUGGAAAUAAAACUGCUGAACCUAGCAGUAUGCAUGCAGGAUGCAUGUUAAAUGGGCUGGCUCUCCGG
Pocillopora damicornis (cauliflower coral) is the source of this 491-nucleotide messenger RNA. RefSeq lists its product as uncharacterized. The record is from RefSeq and is a predicted model, not a curated record. NCBI's taxonomy places the organism in Eukaryota, Metazoa, Cnidaria, Anthozoa, Scleractinia, Pocilloporidae.